Messenger RNA from Parascedosporium putredinis, 4311 nucleotides. The record is from the annotation of a GenBank genome assembly. NCBI's taxonomy places the organism in Eukaryota, Fungi, Ascomycota, Sordariomycetes, Microascales, Microascaceae.
AUGACGAGUAAAAGGAAGAGGGAAUUGUUGGAUUUCGACCACAACAAAUCUGAUUCAGAAGACGAGAACUUUGAGCCUGAGGUAGAGACUCGCCGGGGCAAGAAACGAUCGCGACAUCUUCAAGGGCGGACCAGGCGGGGCUCGGGCACUGGCAAACGAAGGAUUGGCCGUUACGAGGGCACCGAUAUUGAUGAUGAUGAAGAGGUUCUUCAAGAUAGCCAGGACGACGGCUCUUUCGAUGAAGAAUCUGAGGUAGAUGAUGAUGACGAAGACCAGCCCGUGAACGCCGCUGGGCGUCGAGCGCGCAAGGUAACCAAACAAAUAAGUUAUGCAGAAAGCAGCGAGCAAGAUGAAGGCGAUGCUGCCGACGAUGACGCCGAUGAGCUGGCAAAGACACCACGCGGCAAAGCUAAAUCCAAAAUCAUACGCCUCAAGGUCCCUAAGAUCCCCCUCGACGCGACCUACCCGAAGGGCAACUCGGGCACGGACGGAAGAGGGUUGAAGAAAAUGCCUGAGCCGAUUGAAGAGGCUACUCAGGAGAGCAGCUCUCGCGAGACUCAGGUUGAAGAUAAGGACGAACCUCGAGAGUCUGUGGAGGGCAAGGAUAUCGGGGAAGAGAUACAAGAACAGGCUGAAGAGCCAGCCCUCGAAGAGAAAGCUGAGGUCCUAGCUGAGCCGCUAGAUGCUGAGGUGAAUGUAGCAGAAGAUGGCGCAGAAGACGGAGAUGACGCAGAAGAUGAAGAUGACGAUGAUGGUCCUGUAAUGCGCACAAGAUCGACUCGCCGCAAGAACUCCACCACCACCGCUCAAGAACUUGAGCAGACACCCGAGGACAAUUCAGGAAUGCGACGGCUACGGCGGAGAUCCAGCCGGCGAAAAUCCGUUCAGGAGCCCAGUAGCGAUUUUGAGCCUGGCGAUGAGUCAGACGGCGCGGAGUCCGUUGCUGCUGGCGGCGAUGCAGAGGAUGCCGGUUACGAUAGUCCAACACCAAGGGGACGCCGGUCUAGCCGUAACAAGCGCAGACCCGCCAAAUCUUCGGUACGAGAUGAUUCAGCAGAUGAGGUGGAACUUGAUCAGGACGAGCUCGCCGAGGAGUUGCAAGAGCUUCGGCAAGACUCCAGGCCUCGUCGGCGGCGUCGCUCCCCGUCCAUCGUUUAUCAAGAACCCAAGAGACGCCGCGCGACAGCCAAGCCCGUCAGCUACUAUCUUCCGCCCCUCACUGCCGCAGCCAUCGAAGAAGACGAGCCCGAAGACCCUGCACCGACUCCAGCCCGCCGCCGGGGCGCUCGUGGAGGUGCUGGCUUAGCGUGGGAACGACCGCUCAACACCGCGUACGGCCCCUUUGGUGGGGGUGGCGGAGCCGGCUCCCUGCUUAAUGGGCCCUGGGGGACUGGAGCUGCCGGUGGUGUUGACUCUGAUAGCAGUGACGACGAGAUGGUGAUGCGUUCCAACGUGGCUGGCAAUGCCUUUGCCGACGCUGACCCUCUCGGGGUGAACAUGAACGUCAACUUCAGCCAGGUUGGCGGCCUUGAGGGGCACAUCGAUAAACUCAAGGAGAUGGUACAGCUGCCGCUCUUGUACCCCGAACUCUUCCUCAAGUUUCAUGUCACACCCCCUCGCGGAGUUCUCUUUCAUGGACCCCCUGGCACUGGUAAAACUCUCCUCGCCCGAGCCCUAGCCAAUUCGGUAAGUUCAGGAGGCAAGAAAAUCUCGUUUUACAUGCGCAAGGGCGCAGAUGCUCUGAGUAAAUGGGUUGGUGAAGCAGAGAGGCAGCUGCGACUGUUAUUCGAAGAGGCUCGCCGCACGCAGCCAAGCAUCAUUUUCUUUGAUGAGAUCGACGGUCUCGCCCCCGUCAGGUCGAGUAAGCAGGAGCAGAUCCAUGCUAGUAUCGUCUCUACCCUCCUUGCCCUGAUGGACGGCAUGGAUGGGCGUGGACAAGUCAUUGUGAUUGGCGCCACGAAUCGACCUGACAACAUUGAUCCGGCUCUUCGACGUCCCGGCCGUUUUGAUCGGGAGUUCUACUUCCCUCUUCCCGACAAGGACGGCAGACGUGCCAUCAUCGACAUCCAUACAAAGGACUGGGGACUUGCGGAUACCUUUAGAAAUGCCCUCGCCGAGCGGACCAAGGGUUAUGGCGGUGCUGACCUCCGCGCCCUCUGUACUGAGGCUGCCUUGAACUCGAUUCAGCGCGCCUACCCGCAGAUCUACUCCUCUCAGGAAAAGCUGAUUGUCGACCCUGAUAAGAUCGCUGUCCACGCCACAGAUUUUAUGCUCUCUAUUAAGCAGAUGGUACCCUCCUCUGAGCGCUCUACCACUUCCGGAGCCGCCCCUCUCCCCCAGGGCAUCGAACCUCUACUUCGUGAACAAUUUGCCGCCGUCAAAGUAGCCCUUGACGAGCCUAUGGAACAAGUCAUCGUUGGCCAGUUCACAGAAAUCAAGAGACACAAGCCGAGCGUCAUAUUUAUUCCUAAUAUUGAGACAUGGUACGCUUCGCUACGAGAUAGCCUAGCCAUGAUCACAUUCCAGACUAUGCUCCGGGCGAUCCCACCAACAGACCCUGUUUUACUUCUCGCUACCUCUGAGAGCGAGGUUGAGGAUCUACCCCGAGAGCUUCUCAAAGAUCUCUUCGGGUAUUCACGGAAGAACCGGAUUGAAAUCGAGCGCCCCGAACAGCCAAACCGACGAGAAUACUUCUCUGCCAUUAUCAAUUAUGUCAGGAUGAACCCCAGCGAGUUCCCCGAUCCUGCUAACCGGAAGCGGCGCGUUCUUGAGGAGCUCCAGGUCGCGCCACCCCCACCUCCCAAGGUACCGUCCAAGGCGGAAAUGAAGGCGCUUGAGAAGCGCGAUCGUCAGCUACUCAAUAUUCUUAAAGUGCAGCUGCAGCCGAUCAUGGACCAAAUCAACAGAAAGUACAAGAAAUUCAGGCAACCAGUCAUUCCCUUUGCCCAGCUCACAUAUCUAUAUGCCGAGGCGGAUCCGAACUACGUACGACCGGACCUGGCGGAAGGCGAGGUGCGGCCAUUCGAGAUUGUCAAAGAUAAGCAUGGAAACGAUGUCCUCCAGGAGACUACAACGGGGAACAUCUUUUACAAUCUUGAGACGACAACCAUUGAGGAAAGGCUCUCGAACGGUUUCUACUGCCGGCCCAAAGACUUCUUGUUCGAUAUUAAAGCCCUGGCGAAAGAUUCGCGAAAUAUUGGAGACAAGGAGCGGACACUAAAGGCAAACGAGCUUGUUUCGAAUGUCGAGGUUGACGUAGCCAAUGUCGAGCACGCGACUAGCAAUGUCGACUGGGAAGGACUCUACCAAAGACAAGUGCACCGCGCUAAACGAACCUCGGAGAGGGAGCGGAAGAGGCUAGCACUCCAAUCGAUUGUAGAUGUCGUUCAAUCGGAUAUCACAACUGAUAGCAACUCCCCAAUGCAAGGGCCUGUCCUUGCAGGAGAGCCUGUUCCGGGGAGCCGAACCACCAUGGCCCGAUUCCAGGUCAUGAGCCCCGGGCCCAACGGUAACGGUGUGACGUCAGCCACGGAACCAGUCGAAACUGCAAGGCGGGAAAUGCAGCCGCCUCCGCCAUCGGCGCGGCGCUCGAUCCAGACAGAAAGUGCCAGCGCGGGUGUAGUAGCUACGCAGGUAUCGCAACUGUCGGCAGUCACGUCGGUGCCGCCAGGUGUCUCUCCGUCGGCCAUAAUUAACGAUGCGUCGACGACCAAAACAUCCGACCCUUCAAACAAGUCAUCCAACUGGAGCACCCAGCUGACCAACGGAUACCACGACCAAUCAUCAGGAGCAGGCGAACAUGAGAACUCGCAGAUGCCCGAUACGCUCCCGGUUAGUCAGGGCCCUUCGAGUGGCGAGUCGUGGAUGCACUCCCAGGUGCAAGCGAUGGGUUCCGAGGUGCUGCGGGUCAAUUCGAUUCUGACGGAGAGCCCCACGUCUUCGGGAUCCCGUGUCUCGCUGGUGCGCAAACCCAAUCACCUAAGUUCCAACACCAACACCAACGAAACACAGGGUGAGGAUGCAUCACAGUCGGUUAGACACUCUGGGUCGUCGUCUCAGCAGCCCACCAUCCUCCCCGAGGGCCAAGUAAACGACUUUCUUGCCGACCUAACGGAGCGGACAUCGGGAUGCACAAUAGAGCAACUAGAGCAGAUUAAUCGGGAGCUGAUGGAAGAGAUCUGGAGGACGCGAAGCGAAUGGAACAGGAUGCUAGUGCUGAACAGCGUUACCAACGUUUUCAAUGACACCAUUGGAGAUAUCGAGAGCACGCAGGGGCUCCUUCAGUCGAGCCAGGACCAGGAAAGGCUAUAG